GCCCCUCGGUCGCUGCUUGCUCCAUGCUGCUGGAGCGGGGUCAUCGCCGCUGCCGUCGAGCCAGGGGCCGACAUCCUAGCUCUGGAAGCACAGGUGUUGCUGCUGUCCAAUCACCACCUGCUGCGUUCGAGUGCCCGCUUCGGGCGCCGCCUGCUGGCGCUCGUCGACAACUUGCCGCUCUGCCUCGCUGUGUCGAAGGGCCGUGACACCUCGCCGCUGCUGAAGUUGCCUCUGCUCAAGAUCGCCCUGCUGUCGCUCGCUUUGGACUCGCGGCUUCGGUGGCGAUGGGCCUCGCCCCGGCGCCGAGUGGCCUCCGGGCCGACCGAUGCUGUCCGCCAGCGGGUGCGGCUGGCCGCGGGGCUGGUCGCGAGCGUGGCGCCUAGCGGCGCGCUGGGCCACCUGGAACGGGCAGCGGUCCGCUCAGCGACGCAGUCGGCGUGCGGGGCGCUGCUAGGCGGCCUGCCGGUCAAGUGCUCGGCCCGCCUCUUUGCCUUGACCGUCGCGGCGGAGCUUGACGGGGCGUCCGCGGCGUACCUGUGCUGCGGGUUCACCAACGGCAAGGUCCCCAGCAAGGGGUCGCAGCUCCAGGCGGCGCUGGUCCACUGCGCUCCAGGGCUGGCGGGGCGGAUGGCCAUCAUUGUGGCCUUUUCUUUCUCGGCCUACCUGCGGCCCUUGGAGGCGAUGCUGCUUGCCCGGGCACGCCCGGUCCCGCGCGUGGCUGUGGCGGCCGCGCGGCUCUGCAGCUGCGGCCUCUUCGUUAACCCGCCUGGCGCGCGGUUUCCGGGCGCGGCGAAUUUUGGGGGCGAGUCCGUCCACCUGGACCUGGUGGGCCCGUUUGCGUGGCCAGUCUUUGCGCGACUGAAGGUGGUGGCGGGCCCCGCGCA
Prorocentrum cordatum is the source of this 884-nucleotide messenger RNA. Lineage: Eukaryota; Dinophyceae; Prorocentrales; Prorocentraceae. The record is from the annotation of a GenBank genome assembly.